This is a messenger RNA of Hydractinia symbiolongicarpus, 2215 nucleotides long. RefSeq lists its product as uncharacterized. The coding region runs from base 1 to 1749 and encodes 582 amino acids. The transcript has 3 exons. The record is from RefSeq and is a predicted model, not a curated record. Gene Ontology annotation, molecular function: ubiquitin-protein transferase activity. Lineage: Eukaryota; Metazoa; Cnidaria; Hydrozoa; Anthoathecata; Hydractiniidae.
AUGGAUGAGAGAGGUUGGAGGAAACUGGAUAAAUGUGAAACAAGCAGAGGGAGGAGGAAGCCGUUUCAUUGCUUUAAAUCAGGAGAAUCAAACUUUCGAGCAUUUAUUGACCAAAAACCGACUAGAAGUGACUGCAAAACUGGAAGAUUUACCGGUACUACAGUCAACUUACGGGACAGUAUUCCAGAUUAUCUUAAAGAAAGGGGUUUGUUUCCAUCAAAAACAUGGUUUGUUUUGAGAACUAGUUUAAAUGAUAAUGGUCCAGAGCUUGAAAAUUAUUUUGAUUAUGAUUACAAUGAUGAUUGUAUGUCACUCUCUGAUUCUGAGCCUAUUACUGCUGCUGGUCCUGCUUUGAAAAGAAAAAUUUGUGACACAUGCUCGGGCACUUACUUCAGGUUUUGCAUCAGAUGUAAGCAAGAUAAGGAGUUUGAACAGUCAUUGCAGAAAGAUAGUCAAAAGAAUUCAUUUGACUCUGAAGGUGGAUCAACAUCCGAAGAACCAUCCAAUGAAAAUAUUACUGACAGAUCUAUCGAAAAUUUGCGAGAACAACGUAUUAAAGCUUUAUCUAGUAAUUCACCAAAAUUAAACUUGGAGAAAGAGUUGAAUGUUUUGUCAGCGAAGUUCAUGAAAAAAAGUAAAGUAACUUUUAAUAUCAGAAGAAGAUGUGUAUUUAAUGAUGUUAUGCAAAAAAUGGAGGUGUUUUUUUCAGAUGCUGAAUUGUCUCCUUUCAAGGUAGAAUUCACCAGUAUGGGUGGUAAGGAAGCUGGUGUAGACACAGGUGGUCCUACUCGUGAGUUAAUAUCGCUAUUUUAUCAAAGCACAAUUGGUAAACUUACAUAUGGCCGUCAAAAUAAUGAAUUUUUCAUCCAUGAUCUGCAAAAGUUAACAGAAGAUCAAUAUAUGUUUUUUGGAAAAUUUGUGUCAUUAUCUUUAUUACAUGGUUGCAAUCCACCAUACUUCAGUGCUGGUCUCAGUGGCUUUAUAGUGGGGCAUAAAGACUGUUUAUGUUGCAUCGAUGACAUACCCAGCAUUGACCUCAAAAUUAAACUUGAAAAUAUCAGAAAUUGUGAUAAAGAAGCAGAAUUUCAGUCUCAAGUUCAACGUUUCCAUGAACGAUUUGACUAUGGUUACAACAAACCAUGUCCGAAACUAGCAGACAAAACUGAUUUAUUGCAAAAGGUUGCUCACCACAUCAUAAUAUCUAUGCAAUUAGAGGAAAUUCAUCAAUUUUUAAAGGGACUUGAAGCUUUUGGUGUUCUUGAUCUGCUUAGAAAGCAUCCUUUGGAAGCCAUGAAGUUAUUCACUUACAACCAAGAUCUUGUUGAUCCUGAGGUUAUCAAGUCCUGUUUUGAUGUAACAUAUUCGAACGAAAGUGAUAAAGCUGCCCUAGAGGAAGAUAUUUUUUACAAUUGGAAAAACUUCCUCGAUGAAUUGGGUCACGGUAAGUGUAUCACUGUUAAAACUUUCACCGUAUCUGAUGUCGAGAAUGAAAAAACAGAUGAGAGUGCUAAAUCAGAGAAAAAACUUUCACUAGGCGAUGUUAUGAUGUUUCUCACAGGCUCUACUGUUGUACCUAAUAACGAAAAAAUCAAAGUUCUUUUUGAUCAUAUAACUGGAAAGGGAAGAAUCAGUGUUUCGACAUGUCAGUAUCAGCUCACUUUUCCGGUUGUACCAAGAUAUACUGGGUCAAAAUUUUCUAGAAACAUUACCGAAGAUAUUAUUAAUUCGCCGGGCUUUGGCAUUGUUUAAAAAUACUUGUUGUUUGAUAAGUAUAUUUUAUCAGUGGUAUUCUAUUGUUUUUUGAAUUAGCAUAUUUUUUAAAACAUCAUUCAGCUUUGCAAAUAUUGCCCACGACAAUGCUUGAAUUGUGUUUUUCAUAGCCGUUGACACGGGGGGGGGGGGGGUGUCUUUUGUUUUGUCUUCUGUUUUUGUUGUGUUUUAAUUCUGAAUGACACAGAUUUUCUUUCCUCUAUUUUGUUCUGUAUUUUAUUUUUAAUGAAGCUGAAUCAGUGCUUUUUAUCAUUGAUAAUGGACCAUUCUUCUAUUUUGUUUUUUAUUUUAACUUUUAAUACAGCUGUUUCAAAUGUAUUAAACAUUUUGUUUCAAGAUUGAAGAUUUCAAGAUUACAUCUGUAUUUUUCAACACCAACUUGUUACAUUGUUAUCUACAUAAAUUCUGCUACAGCAUCAAGUAAAAGAAAGUAUAUUUCUAAGGC